AUAAUUAAAUAAUUAAACAAAAAAUAAAACAAAAUAACCCAAGAAAUGAAAUCUAUUUACAUAACUUUAGCACUUAUUUCCUUAUUAGCAUUUACUUAAGCUGCUGAUCCUUAAUGCCAAAAACCUACAUGUGCUGAUGAUCCUAAUCCUUAAGAAUGUCAAGAUGCUUUGUCAAAACUUGAAUCUUGUGUUUAAACUAGUUGUACUAACAUUUAAGCAGGUGAUUUCUAGGCUAUUUUAACUUGCUUUACUACUUGCAAACCAACUUACUAACCUUUAAUUAAGAAAUUUGAAGAUUAUGCUGAAUGCUAAAUAUCAACUAAUCCUUAAAUUGCAAAGCUCGUUAAAUGCGUUGAACCAUCAUUGUUAGGAUGUUAAAAUAAUCCAGCAGAUUGCCAAACUGCAUUUUAAGCUUAAGGUGAAUGUAUUGCAAAUAAAUGCCCUAGUGUAGUCAAAAGUUAAGAUGAUUUAGAUGGUAUUUAAAAAUGCAUUUUCUCUACCUGCAAAAGUAGUUCUUCAAUAGUUAAUAAUGCUGAAAAAUAAAUUUAUGAAUGUGUCACUGGAAAAAAAGUUUCAGUUUCUGCUCAAAUUUUAAUUUCAUCAGUCUUCACCUUGAUUGGAUAUUUAAUCCUCUUUUGA
This is a messenger RNA of Tetrahymena thermophila SB210, 639 nucleotides long. RefSeq lists its product as hypothetical. Lineage: Eukaryota; Ciliophora; Oligohymenophorea; Hymenostomatida; Tetrahymenidae. The transcript has a single exon. The record is from RefSeq and is a predicted model, not a curated record.